This is a messenger RNA of Cervus elaphus (red deer), 8615 nucleotides long. RefSeq names its product mannosidase alpha class 1A member 2 (gene MAN1A2). The coding region runs from base 960 to 2885 and encodes 641 amino acids. Lineage: Eukaryota; Metazoa; Chordata; Mammalia; Artiodactyla; Cervidae. Gene Ontology annotation, biological process: carbohydrate metabolic process; N-glycan processing. Gene Ontology annotation, cellular component: Golgi membrane; extracellular exosome; endoplasmic reticulum. The record is from RefSeq and is a predicted model, not a curated record. The transcript has 13 exons. Gene Ontology annotation, molecular function: mannosyl-oligosaccharide 1,2-alpha-mannosidase activity; calcium ion binding.
GAGGGCCGCGGCUCGGCUGCUUCUUACGCCUCCGGGCUGCGGAGGCUCGGUCGCCGAGCCCGGGUGCGGCGGGGUCAGCGGCGGCCUCUCUCGGGGAGUCGGCCCCGGGGUUAACUUAACCGGCGGCCGAGAGGAGGAGGAGCCGGGCGGGGGCGGCCGACGCACCUCCCCUCCCCCAGCACACGCAGGGGCUUCUCAGUGGCCGCGGAGGAGGAAGUUCCGCUCGCUGACAGAUCCGAGCGGUAGCAACAGCGGCCGCGGCUGGGAGGGCGCAGGUAUUUUGGACGCGAAUGCCCUUCGCGCCGACUGUCGAGGGGGCGACGUCGGAGCUGUCGCCUGCCCUCGGAGCCGGGGGAAGGGGUCGGGAGGCGCGGGCGUAGGAGCCCUCUUUCUUGCUUUUAACCCAGCGUCGCUCUUUUGGCUUCGCGCUGAGGCGGGAGACCCCUCCUCUCGGUUGGCCGACUUCCGAAGAGCCCCUUGUUUUUCCACCAGUGAGAUUAACAAAUUCUCCAGUCGAAGCAUCAGAGGAGCCCAAGUGAACCUUCUACAACUCUUUGGGUCACGUCAGUCUCCCUUUUGGGGAGGGAGACCACGUUGGAGCAUCUCCCGGAGGUGCAGGAAUGGAAGAGCCCACCCUGCAUCCUUUCUGCGGUGUUGCUUGCCUGAUCUACCCUUGGGAAUGAAGAGGAGACUUGUAAUCACCCGGUGAGGUACCGAGAGCCAGAUGGCAAAGAAAAUAUCACAGGACUUAAACUAGUGAUCGUUUUGGGGCCACACGCGUUUCUGCAUGUAAUUGAAUGAGCGUGAAAGAGGUGCCCUAUUGAAAAGCACAACAGUCCUUUAAGAGGAGAAAAAUUGGAUUUUCCCAUUUUUGCCAAAAUUCCGAAGACUGUUCAAUGUAUCGUACGUUUGAUAUAAGAUGAGAACUUUAUAAAAUAUUUUGCCCAAGAGCUUAAACGAUGACUACCCCAGCGCUGCUACCCCUCUCUGGACGAAGGAUACCACCUCUGAACCUGGGGCCGCCUUCCUUCCCGCAUCACAGGGCUACCUUGAGACUUUCUGAGAAGUUUAUCCUCCUCCUUAUUCUAAGUGCCUUCAUCACCCUGUGUUUUGGGGCAUUCUUCUUUCUUCCAGACUCUUCAAAACACAAACGCUUUGAUCUAGGUUUGGAAGAUGUGUUAAUUCCUCAUGUAGAUGCCGGCAAAGGGGCGAAACACUCUGGAAUCUUCCUGAUCCAUGGACCAGAUGAGCAUAGACACAGGGAAGAAGAAGAACGUUUGAGAAAUAAAAUUCGAGCUGAUCAUGAGAAGGCUCUAGAAGAAGCAAAAGAAAAAUUAAAAAAGUCAAGAGAGGAAAUCCGAGCAGAAAUACAGACAGAGAAAAAUAAGGUAGUCCAAGAAAUGAAGAUAAGAGAGAAAAAGCCACUGCCAGCAGUUCCUAUACCAAACCUUAUAGGAACACAUGGUGGAGACCCAGAAGAUAAUGACCUAAGAGAGAAAAGGGAAAAAAUUAAAGAGAUGAUGAAACAUGCCUGGGAUAAUUACAGGAUAUAUGGAUGGGGGCAUAAUGAACUCAGACCUAUUGCAAGGAAAGGACACUCCACUAAUAUAUUUGGAACUUCACAAAUGGGUGCUACUAUAGUAGAUGCUUUGGAUACCCUUUAUAUCAUGGGACUUCAUGAUGAAUUCCGAGAUGGGCAAAAAUGGAUUGAAAACAACCUUGAUUUCAGUGUGAAUUCAGAAGUGUCUGUUUUUGAAGUCAACAUUCGAUUUAUUGGAGGCUUGCUUGCAGCGUAUUACCUUUCAGGAGAGGAGAUAUUCAAGAUUAAAGCAGUCCAGUUGGCUGAGAAACUCCUUCCUGCCUUUAACACACCUACGGGAAUUCCUUGGGCAAUGGUGAAUCUGAAAAGUGGAGUAGGGCGAAACUGGGGCUGGGCAUCUGCAGGUAGCAGCAUUCUUGCUGAAUUUGGCACACUACAUAUGGAGUUUGUCCACCUCAGCUACUUGACAGGAAACCCAAUUUACUACAAAAAGGUCAUGCACAUUCGGAAACUGCUUCAGAGAAUGGAUCGUCCAAAUGGUCUUUAUCCAAAUUAUUUGAACCCAAGAACAGGUCGCUGGGGUCAAUAUCACACAUCAGUUGGCGGGCUAGGAGACAGUUUUUAUGAGUACUUACUAAAAGCAUGGUUGAUGUCAGAUAAAACAGACCAUGAAGCCAGAAAAAUGUAUGAUGAUGCUAUUGAGGCUAUAGAAAAACAUCUUAUUAGGAAGUCUCGUGGAGGUCUUACCUUUAUUGGAGAAUGGAAGAAUGGACACUUGGAAAAGAAAAUGGGGCAUUUGGCCUGCUUUGCUGGGGGAAUGUUUGUACUAGGAGCAGAUGGUUCCAGAAUGGAUAAAGCUGGACAUUAUUUAGAGCUGGGGGCGGAAAUUGCACGUACAUGUCAUGAGUCCUAUGACAGAACUGCAUUAAAGCUCGGUCCUGAAUCAUUCAAGUUUGAUGGUGCAGUAGAAGCUGUGGCAGUCCGGCAGGCUGAAAAGUAUUACAUCCUCCGUCCAGAAGUCAUUGAAACCUAUUGGUACCUGUGGCGAUUCACUCAUGAUCCAAGAUACAGGGAGUGGGGCUGGGAAGCAGCACUGGCUAUUGAGAAGUACUGCCGAGUCAGUGGCGGAUUUUCUGGGGUGAAGGAUGUGUACUCCUCUACUCCUACACAUGAUGAUGUACAGCAGAGCUUCUUUCUUGCUGAAACAUUAAAGUAUUUGUAUCUGCUGUUCUCCGGUGAUGACCUUUUACCUUUAGACCACUGGGUAUUUAAUACAGAGGCUCACCCUCUGCCCGUGUUACAUUUAGCCAACACCACACUUUCAAGAAAUCCUGCUGUUCGAUGAAUGAAGCUUCAGAAAGACCAUUCUCACCUGUGUUUUGUUUACAUGGACCACUACAGAAAUUAGUCUGGAGAGGGGCCUUUUGAAAACCUGGACCUCUUAAGUCAACAUGGCAGGGUGAAACAUGACUAUUCCCUGCAAGACUUUUCAACUUGUAGAUAUUUCAACUUUGAAAUGAUUCCAUUUUAUACCUGACCAAAACAUAUUCUGGUGUAUGUAGGACAGAGACCUGAUGUGUUUUGAUUCUUAAUGAGAUGGUCACUUGAGAAAUUAUGCCUGUUGCUGUUGUUUCUAGAGUCCUGGAAUCUGGAGGCUAUACUUCCUAAGAAUAAGCCCAGAAUGUGGAGCACCUUGCAGGAGUUGGAGAUGGCCUUUGGAACCAAUUACACAUUUGUUUCCUCCCAAAGUGGAGCAGCUCUCACGUCACAAUAUUUACACAUUGUUUGUCCUCUUUUCCCCUCCAUUUUUAAUAAUGGAAUGAAUUAAAAUAAGAGCAAAAAAACAAUGUAACUGCAUCGGCCGCAGGAAGACUCGAAAAAGAAACAGAAUGCCUAUCCCUCUCUGAAUUUUCAAGUUACCAUUAGAUGCAGACUGGCAGCCAUUUCAAGUCGCAGUCUAGUCCAUUGAAAUUUCUUGGUUAAAUUUGAUUUCUCUGGGGACAUGAUUCACGAAGAAUACUCUUCAAGUCUUUGUCUCCAUAUGGAAUCAUUGAAACUACUAUUUAUCAUCACCACUACUUACGAGCCUGGGUUUGGAAUUCCGUGCAUGUUGUUCAGUCUCGUGUUGGUAGCAUGACAAAAAGUGGGGAAAAUGCUGCAGUUUGUUGCCUUGAAACCUGUUCUAAGAGAAAGCCUUGGUUUUGUUGGUAGGAGAUUAUUUUUUCAAACCAGCAAAUCUACCAAGUAAAUUUCGUUUACUUUGACCUUAGUAGACUUCCUCAAUUUUCAGCUCUUUGUGUGGCUUGGCAAAAUUCACUGCACUGUGUGCCGCUCUGAAUUUACCUUGAUGAGCCAGAUUACCUUCACAAUUUGUUAAAUAAAAAAUAAUAUGUAGUGAAACUUCCUUAACUGUUUUUGGGAUAGGGGAUCCUUUGUUAUCCCAUCAGAUGAGUGAGCUUUUCCUAACCAUUUUAUGUAAAAAAUAAAUUCAACUUUUUUUCUCUAAGGAUAUUUAUAUAAACCCAAAGAAUUAAUCAGAGUAGUUUCAAAAUAAUAUUUAGUAAUUAAAAUGUGGUAUAAUUUAAUUAUAUUACACUAAAUUUGAAAUAUAUCUAAGGGGCUUUCUCUUACCAUCAAUAGAUUUUACAGUAUUUCUUUAUAUUGUGGGGGAAUAACAAAUUUUAUCAGGAACUAAAAGAUAAAUAAGACUUAUAAAUUUUCUGACCCUUAAAUUUAUGUCACAGUGCAAGAUGCUUUUUCUUCUUUACACUUAAUACAAACAGCUUCCAUUGGCAGUAAUAGUUAGGAGUAGUAUUAUUAGUCUGAUAUUUACUAUGAAUUUGAAGAUUUCAUAAAACAAUGCGUAGGAAGCCCACUUUAGAGUUCUGAAGGUUUGUUGUCUUAUUUUGAUAGUUUUUUUUUAUUGUUUUAUUAGCAUGUGGUAGAUUUACAUUGGAGAAAGAUUUAGUAAAUGAAUAUGAUUAAAUAUUUUAAGGGUGUUCAUCUUAUGCCACAAAUAGUCAUACAGUUCACAUAGUUCAGAAGAUGAUCCAUAAAUGAUAACCAUCUCAAGAUUUUCAGUAUACAUAGAAAGUAAGGAUGUAGAGCCAGUUGCUUUAUUUAAAUCUUUAGGAGACUUAAAUUUUAGUACAUAUAUUGAAAUUAUAAUAUCUUUUGCUAGUUGAAAAACUAAAAAUUUUAAAUGAAAAGCAUAGAUGACUAACUUUAGAAGAGAAAGGGAAAGUGUUUAGUUCUCAAAAAACAUUAGCUUUGCUCCUAAAAAUAGCACAAGCCCACUUAUGAGUCACUUAAAAAAAAUGAAAAACUUGACUUGGCAAAAGACCCAGAACAGCUUUGUAGAUGGCAGUGAACACUUGCUCACUUCGUUUAGAAGAAUGCAGAGUAAAGGAACCUUCUUGGUUCCCCAGGAACUUCUCAAGAAAUGAAAAGACAAAACCCCCACACCAAGUGCUCUGUUUGUAUUUGUGGAGCUCAAGAGAAGACAGAGAGGGCAUGAGCAUGGCUAGUUCUGGUCCAAGCAAAGACUCUUGAGAGGGACGAAGGAAGAGUCUUCAUCAUCUCCUCUCUCCCUUGUGACGGUGAGAAGACUAGAGCUUAUGACAGUGCUUCCUUUUUCUUUUUUUUCUUCUCUGAAUACCAAAGGCAAUUACAUUUAAGUCAGCUACGAGUUGCCAAUGUCAUGUUUUAUUUUUGUUAAGGAUUUAAAAAUUUCUUUUCUCCAAGAUCAAUCCUUAUCCUAUAUUAUCCCCAUAUUCUGCUAGUUUCUGAAAGUAUUCUUUACUUUUUUCUGUCCUUUACAGUCCUUUGCAUUUUGUAGCCCUUAUGACUCAGGUUAAACAUUCGUUACAUUUUUAAGAUCUUCUGCAAAGAGCCUAGAAAUGCUCCUUUCCAGGUGCCUCCUCAAAAGCAGACACAUUACUUUGUGCCUUUGGCACAAAUGUGCAGAGUAGAUCAUUUGGUAUACAAGAGAAAAAAAUAGAUGUUGAACACCCUUCCACCUUCUAUAUUUAUUUUUCUUUCUUUUAGAAUCUUAGAAUCACGUUUUUAGUUCAAACCAGUAUUAAGCUGUUAAAACCAAGAGAAUGUGGUCCCAACUGAAAAGAAGUCUCAGUGUAGAAAAAUAGGUACCCAGCCACAGGAUUCUUACUUUCUGGUGGGUUGUAGAGAUGUGCUGUCUUAUGUCUGACACCGACUUAUCCUUGUCUUUGAGCAGAUGUUUGUGUGUAAAAGCAAAACCUGGAUAUUGAAGGAAUAUAUUCCUGUUGUGGGAUAUUGGCCCUGAUUCUCUGUGAUGUUCUCUAGGACAGCCCAGGGCUUCAGUUGGUAGAUUUUAACCAAGCAGUUUGAAAUUUUGAUCAUUAACGUCUCCUCUCCCAUUCUCCAUUGCCAAAGUCUUUGUCAAAACUUCAAAUUUGUUGGUAAAAUUUGUUGUGCUUGCCCUUGUAGUUUCUCCUUAGGCGUGGAUUCCUUAUGAGUGAGUGAGUGAGUGAGUGAGUGAGUGAGUGAGUGAAGAAGCACAGCAUACCUGAUGUGUGCCAAGCGUUGUGCUCGGCACUUUCAAGUGUUAGAACACUUUGUGAUUCCAGUGGCAUUUUCUGUAUAAGAGUUGUUCAUACCGUUCUAAGUGUUUUUCAGUAUGAUUCAUGUUACAAAAUCCUUAAUUUUAUAUUUCCUUUAAAUUAAAGAAGAAAAGAAAUGGUUUAUAAUAUAUUUUAAACAAUGUGCUACUAUAUAAUACUAACAGCUAUAAUUGUAGUUAAUAACAAGUCUCUUGAAAAAUGUCAAAAGAAAUACUUGAUUUCUGAUGCAACUUUGACUAAAAUAUCUACUUUAGAAAUAAAAAAAUUCUUAUUUUGCUAUUAUCACUUUAAUUGCAUAAUUAAAAGUUAAUGUUUUAUAGAAAUGCUGGUUAUUUUAUAUUCAAAAAAUUGUCACAUAAUUAAAUGGGUAAAAUUUGCAGUUAGUUGUAAAUUGUUUAUGCUCUGCUCUGUGGUUCCAGUAAUGGUCUCAUGCUGUUAAAUAUAAAAGAAUAAUAUACUGAAAUAUUUCUAAGUUCCUAAUAACAGUUCCUAGUAAUGGUAUUUUGAGUUCUUAUUUUUCUUUAGGUUUCCUUACACUCAGAUUGGCUAGCUCAUAUCUUAAUCUACUCUUUAGGUAGAUAGAUACAUAAAUACAAUGAUACAUAGAAAGAUUUUUAGUAUUGUUUCUGUUAGUGAACACCAUUGUUAACUGGUUUUGGCUGCACAAAUUCUAAGCAGAAUAUUUGAGUAACCAAAUAUGAUCUGGAGAUAUUUUAAUGUACUUGGUUCCGGAACAUUGAUGAAUAUGGUUUUCUGUUCCUUCAGCUCAUUCAGGCCAUGUUCUCUGUGAUCUGUGGAUCAGCAAGCUGUCCUCCAGAGAGCCAGACGUGAAUGUUUCAGGCUUUGUGAGCCGUACAGUCUCUCUCUGCUACUCAGUCCUGCUGUUAAGCCAUCAAAGCAAGUGUAGACAGCAUGCAAAGGAAGGGGUAUCGGUGGCUGUUUUCCAAUAAAACUUUUAUUUUCUGCAACAUGGAGGACUAGAUUUGGCCCAUGGAUCAUAGUCGUUAACCCUUGAUCCCAAUUUUAAUUUGUGUAAGACCCUAUAAUCUUUGAUAUGCAUCUUUUAUCUGUGUUUUGAAUACAUAAUUCAUUUUUAAAGCAAAAAAAAAGUCAUGUAUGUACGAUCAUAUGUAUUUGUGUAACCUAAAGCUAUAUAUUUGUUGUCUUGAAAAUAGCUAUACUCUGGAGGCUAUUCAGGUUUCAGUAUGGUACAACUAUCUUGAAAGAGGCAUUUUGUUUGUUUUUGGGGUAUGCUGUUAGCCCUUAUCCUUUCUUGUCAUUUAGUGCCACAAUUCCAGAGUCUCCAUGUAAAAGAAAGGGUCUCUGUGGUAUCAAAACUAGUAUAUUUGCUUCAGGUUCUGCCUGCCCAUUAACCUUUGGACCAGGACUCUGGAUGGCUGGAGCUGCAAAAAUUCCUCCACUUGAAUACUCUUAGGGCCCUAUGACAAGAAUGUGAAAUUAUAUUUCUGACCUUUGUGCUACAGAAGUCAAUCUCCUGAAAAAAUUUUAAGCAACAGAAAAUGGGUUAUGUGCCUCAGUUGCCAUGUGGCAACCACUAUUCCUUUUUUUAGACUGCAGAAAGAUACCAUUGCCCUUGUUACCUCUACAACAGCCUAAAUCUGAGGAAUGCAGAGAAAAAGAUGUGUCCAAAAGAAGAGUUCCCUUCCUCUUCUUGCACUUGCUCAAUCUUUUUCAGGUCAAUAGUAUUUCAGAAUGUCAGUGUGCAUCAUAUUUAAAUUAAAGCAUCCUCAGCCUUUUAACUGUUUAACAACUAAUCCACUUUAAACUUUGAGCCCAGCAGAACUCAUGAAAUUACACAAUACCACAUGGCUAGUAUGUAUGUACAUUGCAGUGCACCAAGCUUCCUGAGGAUAGCUUUUUUCACAAAGAAGUUUACCAAAUUUUUCACUAUACUUGGAAAUGCUAGAAGAUGGGAAGCCUGUACUCAGAAUGGCAGGGGGACACACACCAUAAAUGAAUUACCUUUCUGAGUUCAGCAUGCAAUACAGAUGGCUUCAGCUCAGUGUGAAUCAGUGUGAGUACACAGACAUGUACACCCACAUACAUAUGCAGAAGAUUUUAAAUAAAAAUGUGUUGCAGCUAUUGGAAAGCUACAGACUUCUACUGCAAAUUAUAUACCAGAAAAAUCCAUGGAGAUAAGCUCACCUCUUGGGAAAAGUUAUUUUUUAGAAAAUUUAGAAAUUAGUUUUUGUUGGAUAAGUUGAAUAAAGCAUCCCCAGUUUUAAUACUGGAUUCAUAAGUUGAAAUGCCAUUUCUCAAUCUUACUGGUCUCAAAUUCACUGGUAUAAUUUUUCCCUAAACUAACACGUGGGGCAAGUAUAACCUCCUAAAUCAGUACCCACCAGCCACUCCUGAACUGACUUCCAGUUAUGUCCUCCUCCAUACGUAAUUUUUAUAAAUUAAAGGUAAUAUUGUAUAUUAAAGAUUAAAUAAAGAUGUUCUUUAAGUGAAAA